AUGGCGACGGUAACUUCAAGCUCUGCUACCGGGCUUGCAUCCGCCGAGGCACUGUCGCCUUCUGCUUGGGAGCCUUUUCUUUUUGAAGGGCAGCAGGAUACAUCCACAUUUGGUCUUGGAUGGAGCGCGCCGUUUCCAUUGGCUCUCCAUGUCAAGACUGGAACAAGAGAUCUUACGGCGAGUGUUGAGUUGAUUCGCAACUUUGUUCGAUCCGGUGAGCUACGUCGUCUUGUAAAACACCAUGGCGGCGCAGUCUUGAUACGGGGUCUACCCCUUUCGACACCGGAUGAUUACAGCAAAGUUGCCCACGCCUUUGGCUUCCGUCCGCAUGUCGAAGUUGGUCGACCGCCGCUUCGAACAGUGCUGGCUCCCAACGUUAAAACUGCUAACGAAGGACCACCCGAAUUGCCCAUUUGGCCACACAAUGAAUACGGAUGGUCGACUAUCAAUCCAGCCUGGCUCACGUUCAGCGCGCUCAAGAUUCCAGACGAGGGAGGCGCUACUCCUAUCACGUCUUCGAUAUACCUUGCAGACCAGUUGUCUAAACUUGCACCCAAUUUCCUAUCGGACCUUCGUACAAAGGGCGCAAAGUACACUUACAGAUACACUGUCAACCCUUUAGUAUCUAAUACGGGAACAAGUAUCCGGGGUGCCUACGGACAACACGUCACGGACGAAGAUGAUGCAGAGACAACUAGACAAAAAGUCGAGACCGAAGUCCGAAGGCAUAGUGAAUUAUUUGAGUGGCACGAUGAUGGUAGUUUGAGUGUAACGCACAUAGUACCAGCAAUACGUCUUCACAACCCGACAGGAGCUACAGUAUUUUUCGGAAACCUCACAUCGGCAUGGGGUCGUAGCAGACAUCAUGGAGCAACCCGGCCGCCUUUCAGAGGCGAUGAUGGAUCUUAUCACCCGCCACCUCAAUUCGGAGAUGGAACAGUCAUGAAUGUUGAGGAUCUAGAUUUGCUACUUGACCUUGCUGAAAAGGGUGCUGUCAAUAUACAAUGGGAGCAAGGCGAUUUGGUAUUGCUUGAUAAUUACGCCGUCCAACAUUCGCGAACACCGUGGAAGGGAUCCCGCCAAGUCUUAGCAGCCCUGUGGGACGAUGAUGGGAGACUUGGUGAUUUCCCCGAGGGCUUAAGAUUGUUGCAAGGUGUCCCUCGCGUCCCGAUUAUUGAAUCCAAAUAG
Messenger RNA from Talaromyces rugulosus, 1188 nucleotides. RefSeq lists its product as uncharacterized. Gene Ontology annotation, molecular function: oxidoreductase activity. The coding region runs from base 1 to 1188 and encodes 395 amino acids. NCBI's taxonomy places the organism in Eukaryota, Fungi, Ascomycota, Eurotiomycetes, Eurotiales, Trichocomaceae. The transcript has 3 exons. The record is from RefSeq and is a predicted model, not a curated record.